Molecule: messenger RNA, 938 nt
Organism: Myzus persicae (green peach aphid)
Lineage: Eukaryota; Metazoa; Arthropoda; Insecta; Hemiptera; Aphididae
Exons: 3
Coding region: 355-804 (149 amino acids)
Source: RefSeq, a predicted model, not a curated record
UUACGGUCGUUACGGUGAGCGCUGUAGUUGUAAGCGCCCGUUCGUCGUGGAAACGUUCGCGAAGCACCGAAGCCGCGGCACUGUCGCGCUCUAAUAAUAAUUAAUAAUAAUAUAGUUGGUAAUAUUACCGUUUUACUGAUAUUUUAAAGUAUAUUGGACUCGUACUCAUUGCCGAUCGGGAUUUCAGCGAAAUAUCGCUAUUUAUAAUCAAAACUAAAUACAUUUUUGACAUGUGGUGGUACGGGAAAGACUAUAAUUAUACAACUGCGCUGCCGCCGCAGCCGUUGUUUUUCCGAGUACGACGAUGACAACGAAUACAACGUACCUAAUUGUUGUACAAACUGGGUCAUAAUAAUGAGUUGCGUUCCUUGUGUAGACCCUUGUAGUUCCGUGUCCAAAGACGACUUGGACAGGUGGACAAACAGUCUAAAACACGUUUUGGCCAAUCAGACGGCCAUCAAAAUGUUCGAAGCUUAUUUGCAUGCAUGCAAAUUGGACUCGGCGGACAUUUUAGAGCUGUGGAAGAUGUGCGACGGACUGUUGCGCUACGUACAUCACAAAAAGAUCGAAAACGAAACGUCAAGAAUCAAAAACGACUACAUCGCCAUAGUGGAGUGCGCCGGCGAAGCGGAGGGGCUGACGGAACACCAGUUGCGCCGGUUGGAGGAGACAAAGAGCAGCGGGCCGAAGAAGAUUUUAGCCCGCGUUGAGAAACUACGUCAGACGGCUUACGAACUGAUGCAGCAUGACUACGGAUUGUUCAGGAAAAAGUUGUUAAAAGAUCACAAAAUCGCGAAAAAAUAAUGUUUUUGUUUAAAAUAAGUAUUGAUGCUUGUAUCGAAAUAUUACGCAUGUUUAAGUAUAUUUUUUAUGUUAAAUAAUUUAUUUGAAGUACAAAAUACAUGUUAAUAUUAUAUUAUACAGAUAUUAUAUUAUGA